Impatiens glandulifera is the source of this 3174-nucleotide messenger RNA. Its product is annotated as auxin response factor 2B-like. Gene Ontology annotation, biological process: regulation of DNA-templated transcription; response to hormone. Gene Ontology annotation, cellular component: nucleus. The coding region runs from base 365 to 2872 and encodes 835 amino acids. The record is from RefSeq and is a predicted model, not a curated record. The transcript has 13 exons. Gene Ontology annotation, molecular function: DNA binding; protein binding. NCBI's taxonomy places the organism in Eukaryota, Viridiplantae, Streptophyta, Magnoliopsida, Ericales, Balsaminaceae.
AAAAUUGAAUCAUCUCUUUCUUCCUCAUCAUCAUCAGCAACAAGCAGUCCAGAGCAGAAAGGACUGUGUACGGUUGUUUCUGGCGCCUGCACGCAUCAAUCCAAUCCCCUUAUAGAUAGACAGACUUACAUACAUGAUACAUACACACAGCCAGCAGCAUCAAGCAGCAUAAGAAAGAAAGAAAGAAAGAAGAAGAGAUUCACACACAUCUUUAAUUCAUUCAUCCAUCCAUCCAUUCAUUGAUUGAUUGAUUAAGAGAGGAGCGUCUUUUCAUCUCCUUUUCCCUGAUUUGCAACCUCUGAUUCUCCAACUACUGAUAAAUUCCUUCAGAUGAGGAGAGAUCUGUGUUAAAACUCUAUCUGGAAUGUCUUCUUCAGAGCCGUCUUUGAAAGGGAGCACCAGAGGAGUAGGAGGAGCAGGAGGAGAGAGCUUCUCUUCUUCUACCUAUAGCGACCCAAGCGAUGGCGGUAGGAAAGUGGAUCCCGAAACGGCGCUCUACACCGAGCUUUGGCGAGCUUGUGCUGGUCCGCUCGUAACUGUGCCACGAGAAGGCGAGCUCGUCUUCUACUUCCCUCAAGGGCACAUCGAACAGGUCGAGGCGUCAACAAAUCAAGUUGCUGAUCAGGAAAUGCCAAUUUACAGUCUUCCAUCAAAGAUCCUAUGUCGUGUGAUGGACGUGCGCUUGAAGGCUGAACCUGACACCGAUGAGGUUUUUGCACAAGUGAUUCUGCUUCCCUUGAAAGUAAGCUUUCUUCAAUCGUGUUGUGAUAUUAUAUUGAAAAUAGAAAUUGAACAUCAUCAUCAUCAUCAUCAUCAUCGCUUUUUUGACAUGUUAAUGCAGGAAAAUGAGAAUCAAGUUAAGGAGAGCCCACCACCUCCUCCUCCUGCGUUCCGCGUGCAUUCUUUUUGUAAGACACUUACUGCCUCUGAUACGAGCACUCAUGGAGGAUUUUCUGUGUUGAGACGUCAUGCAGAUGAGUGUCUUCCUCCACUGGACAUGUCAAGGCAGCCACCAACCCAGGAAUUAGUAGCAAAGGAUCUACAUGGAAACGAGUGGCGUUUCAGGCAUAUAUUCAGGGGUCAACCUCGAAGACAUUUACUUCAGAGUGGUUGGAGUGUCUAUGUGAGCUCUAAGAGACUUGUAGCAGGGGAUGCUUUCAUAUUCUUAAGAGGUGAGAAUGGAGAACUUCGUGUUGGAGUGAGACGUGCCAUGAGGCGACAAGGCAAUGUUCCAUCUUCUGUUAUAUCCAGCCACAGCAUGCAUCUUGGUGUUCUUGCAACUGCAUGGCAUGCUUAUACAACCGGAACAAUGUUUACUGUUUAUUAUAAACCCAGAACCAGCCCAGCAGAGUUUAUUAUUCCAUUCAAUCAGUACAUGGAGUCGGUGAAAAAUACUUAUUCAAUUGGGAUGAGGUUCAAAAUGAGGUUUGAAGGUGAAGAAGCACCUGAGCAGAGAUAUACCGGAACCAUAGUUGGGAAUGAGGAUGCCGAUCAUAAUCGAUGGCCUGGGUCAAAAUGGAGAUGCCUUAAGGUACGAUGGGAUGAAAGCUCUACAGUUCCCCGUCCAGAUAGAGUUUCACCCUGGAAAAUAGAACCAGCUGUUAAUCCCCCGGCACCAAACCCCCUUCCUGUGCCAAGACAAAAAAGACCUAGACCAAACAUGUUACCUAAUUCCCCCGAUUCAUCUGUAUUGACUCGUGAAGGCUCAUGUAAAGUGACAGUAGUAGACCCAUUGCUAUCAAGCGGAUAUUCAAGGGUCUUGCAAGGUCAAGAAUUAUCGGCCUUGAAAAAUGCUCUUGUUGAAAAUAAUAACGAGUCAGAUUCUUCUGAGAAACCAAAUUUAUGGCCACCCCCAUUGGAUGACGAGAAGAUAACAAGGCAUGAGCCGUCAUUUACAGAUUUAUUGUCCGGUUUCGGUACAAGGACAAACUCUUCCCACUCAACUAAUCAGAUUUCCACUCCGCCAAAAUCGUUGAACCCUAAUAAGCCUGACAAUGAAGGGAAGUUUGAUUUAUUAGGGGGUUCUUGGUCUGCAUUGUCACCUGCCCUCUCUCUGAGCCUUUUAGAUAACAUGAAAUCUCCAAGAAAACUAAAUGGUUCACCUCAUUCCUCGAGAGAUUUAAGAUACGGCGGUUUUGUGGAGAGUCCCCAUCAUCGCCUGUCUCAAAAUUCAGAACAAUGUCACGGUAGCUGGUUGAUGCCCCCUCCACAUCAGCCUCAAUUUCAUCAUGUCCCCAUCCAUUCACAAGAGCUAAUGCAGAGGUCUAUGUCAGCUCAGCAUGAUUCUGUCAAACUUAAUGAAGGGAAUUGCAAACUAUUUGGUAUAUCCCUUACCAACUGUCCUGUGAUGGUUGAGCCAACAAAAUCAGCUCCCGGAACUGAAAGUAUAGAUUGUCCAAGCCACUUGUCUCCUGUGACGGUUUCUCAAAAAGCUACAAUUUUGGAAUCUGAUCAACAGUCAAACGAUUCAAAACGGUCUGGGAAAGCUCAAGGUAGUUCAACAAGGAGUUGUACCAAGGUUCACAAACAAGGAAUUGCACUGGGAAGAUCCUUGGACCUAACGAAAUUCAACAAUUACGAGGAGUUGAUCUCUGAACUCGAUGACAUAUUUGAAUUCCAUGGUGAACUUAGAGGUGGAGACAAGAAUUGGUUAGUUGUGUACACUGACGACGAAGGCGACAUGAUGCUUGUUGGAGACGAUCCAUGGGAGGAAUUCUGUGGGAUGGUGAAGAAGAUGUUCAUUUACACUAGGGAGGAGGUUCAAAGAAUGAACCCAGAAACAUUGAACUCGAAAGAAGACGAUAAUUCAGUGGUUGGUGAUGGAAUGGAUGAUAAGGAAGCCAAGGAGGUGACUCCUCUUCCUUCACAUUAAAAAAGGAUUUGCUGAUUUCUCUUAAGUAGUAGCUAUUUAAAAUUUUGGGCAUGUUAUGGAAUCUGGUAUUAUUAUUAUUAUUUAUUAUUAUGAUAAUAAGAUUACUUACAUAAAUAGCAUAAGGAAGCAGAGCUUCAAUUAUGAUGGUGGUAUUUCAUAGGGAAACCUCUAAUAUGCCCAUUCCCCACAUGUAAAUACUAGUAAUAGUAUUAGUAGUAGUAAGUAAGUAAACUCUUCCAUAUGAAAAAGACUAAUGUACUGCUGAUACAAGUAAUAGUAUCAUGAGUUGUUUUUCUCUCUUA